CGACCCUCCACUACAUUUGCACUGGUCCUGCUGUGUACCGCGACUGCAGUUCACGCCAAGCUAGGUGCUCCAGGAGGUCCAAGGAAACUGCACUACGAUGUUCCUGAUGCUUUUGAGGUGAUCUCGGCCUUUCCUUUUUCCGUGGCGAUAAUGGACUCGGACAACGACACCAUCUUCGAAUGCCUGACUUCCAACCGCACUCACAUCGACUACGAGACCAAGAAGGCCACGUUUGUCUGGACCGUUGGAGGGACGAGGAAUGUGCCCAAGCAGGAAGUUCCGUUCUUCGUGUCACCUGGGUCUACGCCUGGAACAAUGGACAUGCUUAUCGGGGACGAUCCAGACGUAAAGGAGGGCAUAUUCUACUACUUUGGCCAAGACUGCAUCGUGAUGGAUCUUGAGUAUCGCGGGCAUCUGUGCAUUCUGUGGACAGCUCGGUAUCUGAUGCACCAUGUGCCUCCGGAGUGUAUUGACCAGUUUGUCGACACCUGCGGCGUGGAUGUCGAUCCGCGCAGAAGGGACCUCUGCCCCGACGACUAAUCAGACUUCUUGGUAAUAAUAUGGCAAGAGGACAAAUGUGUUUUUUAUGGUGUUUUCUGAUGCACAAUAGAAUGGGAAGCUUCUGCUGGUGUGGUAAAACGGGCUAUGCAUCAACAUCGAAUUGUAAUAAACUUGGUUUGA
Molecule: messenger RNA, 681 nt
Organism: Rhipicephalus sanguineus (brown dog tick)
Lineage: Eukaryota; Metazoa; Arthropoda; Arachnida; Ixodida; Ixodidae
Exons: 5
Coding region: 151-540 (129 amino acids)
Source: RefSeq, a predicted model, not a curated record